This is a messenger RNA of Cucurbita moschata (crookneck pumpkin), 1296 nucleotides long. Its product is annotated as chaperone protein DnaJ-like. The record is from RefSeq and is a predicted model, not a curated record. The coding region runs from base 158 to 793 and encodes 211 amino acids. Lineage: Eukaryota; Viridiplantae; Streptophyta; Magnoliopsida; Cucurbitales; Cucurbitaceae. The transcript is spliced from 6 exons.
UCUAGAGUGUUCUUGAACCACCAAACCUUCUCCCAAUCUCCACAUUCGACAUGUCGUUCUUGUUUAUCAACAUCGAUGAUCGUUCCGAUUCGUCGUUUUACAAGCUAGAGUUUCUGUAAAUCCUAGCUUAUUUGCCUCAGUGUUUGAAGAAAAGCGAAUGGCUGAUAAGAACGAGCAAAACGACGAUCUGUACGGCGUUUUGGGGUUGAAGAAAGAAUGCACCAAAGCGGAGCUUAAGAAUGCGUAUAAGAAACUGGCUAUGAAAUGGCAUCCGGAUCGGUGUUCGGCUGCCGGAAACUCUAAGUUCGUCGAAGAAGCCAAGAACAAAUUCCAAACGAUUCAGCAAGCCUAUUCUGUUUUAUCGGACGCGAAUAAACGGCUGUUGUACGACGUCGGAGUUUAUGACGGCGAUGAUGACGAGGAUGAUAUGGGUAUGGGUGACUUCUUGACCGAAAUGGUUUCCAUGAUGGACCAAACUAACCCUAACCCUAAUGUUGAAAAUGGGGAAGAAAGCUUCGAGAAAUUGCAGGAAUUGUUCCAAGAAAUGUUAAACGAUGACGUGGAGGGAUUUCGACCGAGCUCACAUGCAAAUUAUGUGUCGUCUUCAUCGUCAUCCUCGUACUCCGAAUGUUCGAGUUCGAGUGACAACCGAAAUUUGUCGGGCAUGAACAACACCAACUCUUUUGAGGCUCACGUGCAAGGCUUCUCAAUGGGGAGCGGAGGAAAAUGCAGAGGAGGAGGAGGAGGAGGAGGAGAAGGGAGCAAGAGCAGGAAUUGGCGGAGGAAACGGUAGGACAAUAAGGACAAAAGUGGAAAACAGAGAUUUGUGGUGGGACGACUUGUCGGAUAUUCAACAGACGACAAUGGGAGUGGGAUUGGGAUUGUCGUCCAGAAGUCUCUGCCAAUCUAGUGGAAGCUGCCAUUGUUACAACGUGGGCGGAGGAAAUAUAUGAACAUAAUUUACUAAUAAUAUUUAUUGUUUUUUUUUUUAAUUUUUAAUUUUACCCCAAUGUUAUGUUAAAUAUAAGUUACUGUGAUCUAGAAUCUAAAUUCAGCAUCUGAUCGCCUAAUAUUACCAUACAUCCUCUACGACAUGGCCAUGUUACCUGCUUCUUACUUUUUACGAGUGGAAAUUAUCUGUAUAUACCAACAAGAGUUUUUUUCAACAUGUUUUGUACCGGUUCAUUCAUGUACCCCUCCUUUUCUCGAGUGUCACAUAUCCACAAACUUCUACAUGGUUAUGUUACCUAUUCUUUGCUUUUUAAGAAUGAAGACUAUUCUUAUAAAUAAACACGA